AUGGCGGCGGUUCCGGUCUCGUUGCCCUCAGCGAAGAUGGCGGCAGUGGAGAAGCGGCGGCCGGCUGUGGCCCCGGUGGCCGGUAUCACGGACAGCGGCCGGCCGGCCGUGUCUCAGGCGGCGGCAGUGGCCGAGAGUGAGGAGGACUUCUUGCGGCAGGUCGGCGUGACGGAGAUGCUGCGCACGGCCCUGCUCAAAGUGCUGGAAGCGCGGCCCGAGGAGCCCAUCGCCUUCCUGGCGCAUUACUUCGAAAACAUGGGCCUGCGCUCACCCGCAAACGGCGGCGCCGGCGAACCUCCCGGUCAGCUCCUGCUGCAACAGCAGCGCCUGGGCCGCGCCUUGUGGCACCUUCGCCUGGCUCAUCACUCUCAGAGGACCGCCUUUAACAACAACGUCAGCGUGGCCUAUGAGUGCCUGAGCGCGGGUGGACGCAAGAAGAGGCCAGGGUUGGACGGGCGCACCUACAGCGAGCUGCUUAAGCGCAUCUGCCGGGACGGCGACGCUCCAGAGGAGGUGGUGGCGCCACUGUUGCGUAAGAUCCAGUGCCGGGACCACGAGGCCGUGCCGCUAGGCGUCUUCCGCUCCGGCAUGCGCACCUGCUUUGUGCUUCUGGAGUUCGUGGCGCGGGCUAGCGCCCUGUACCGGCUGCUCGAAGACCCGGAGCUGGCUGCGGUCGACCGCCGCCUGGGCCAAGCCGUGCUGGACACGCUGGAGGGCGCGCUGCAGGACGGAGACGAGGCAGCGCCUGCGCGCUACCUUGAGGCUGGCUCGCGUCUUGGGCCCGACAACCUGGCGCUGGCCAUGGACCGCGCCGUGGUGGCCCGGCGUCCGGGCGUCCCCAUGUUGCUUGAGGAGUUCCUGGAGAAGGCAGCCGCCCUCUUCAUCGCCAAGGUUAAGCCCGUAGGCUGA
Chrysochloris asiatica (Cape golden mole) is the source of this 909-nucleotide messenger RNA. It is a transcript of the gene TPGS1, whose product is annotated as tubulin polyglutamylase complex subunit 1. Lineage: Eukaryota; Metazoa; Chordata; Mammalia; Afrosoricida; Chrysochloridae. The record is from RefSeq and is a predicted model, not a curated record. Gene Ontology annotation, molecular function: microtubule binding. Gene Ontology annotation, biological process: protein polyglutamylation.